Aethina tumida (small hive beetle) is the source of this 1013-nucleotide messenger RNA. RefSeq names its product protein takeout. NCBI's taxonomy places the organism in Eukaryota, Metazoa, Arthropoda, Insecta, Coleoptera, Nitidulidae. The transcript is spliced from 5 exons. The coding region runs from base 81 to 836 and encodes 251 amino acids. The record is from RefSeq and is a predicted model, not a curated record.
AGAACCACAUAUAUAUUUACACCUUCGACAAAGCGUUACUAUUUCGCGUCUAUGAGCUUUUAAGACACAAUAUUGAAAAAAUGAAGCUCUACAACGUCCUAUUAGUUUGUGCUUGUUUGUGUAUGGUUCAAUCAGCAAAAAAACUACCUUCGUAUUUUCCCCAAUGCAGCAGAGACGACCCAAAACUGAACCAAUGCUUGAUGAAAGCCGCAGAAACUGUCAGACCUUACCUGCUGAAAGGCGUACCGGAACUGAGCAUCCCGUCAAUCGAGCCCUUCGGAAUACCGGAAGUGACCCUUGAACAAGGAACCGACGCCCUGAACAUCAAAGCCGUUUUACACAACACGACCAUCCACGGUUUGGGCAACUACAAGUUUUCCAAAUUCGAAUUUGACGUCGAAAAAUAUGAAUUUAGGGCGAAAGCCAUUGUGAAGCCAAUCAGUUUGGAGGGAGAUUAUAAAGUAAAUGGUAGAAUUUUGGUUGCACCAAUUGAAGGGCAGGGUCAAUUCACUGCUGCCAUAGAGAGUGCCGAUGUAGACUUCUACCAAAAAGUGCAACGAACCAAAAACAAAAAAGGAAUAGAAUUCCUCACACCAACCUACACCAACACUUCCAUUCGAGUGGACAAACCGAAGGCCCAUUUGACCGGACUCUUCGGUGGAAACGAGGAACUGAAUUCGGUAACAAACAGGAUCAUUAACGACAACGUGGACGUGCUGUUUGAGGAAAUUAGACCUGUGAUAGAGAAAAUUUUGACUGAUGUCCUCAACAACAUUCUUCUACAGGCAUUCGAGACCCAAAUUCCUUUCGACGAUCUUUACCCACCAAAGAAAUAAAUCAAGUGUAUAAAAAUGUAUUUAUUAAAUUAUCAAUUAAUUUUUCGUCCCGUGUGAUAUGGUCUGCAUCAGAUGUGUUCGUAAUUUUAUUUAGUUGUAGGUAGUUAUUGUUUAUUGUAGAUAUGGUAUUGUGAAAUUCAUAUUAUUAUUAUUAAUAAAAAUAAUUACAAAAUUUCA